CCGCUGAGGUGUCUACAUUGCAAGUGACAUCAUCUUCACCGGGUCGUCAUACGAUGUAGCGAGGAUCGUAUGUAUGUCGGUCGGUAUGUCGUUGUAUGAAUGAAGUGUCAUGUGCUCUCUGUUGUUAACCUGGGUGUUGCUUCUGUCGUGCCGAUCGUCCCUAGCUGCCCAGCCCAACUGGAUGUACCUAGGUGUAGUGGGUGUAGGACCACCCAUGCAGCAGAGUCCUGGAGUGGUGGUGGAGGGGGAGGAUCCAGAGCUAGCGGAGGCUAGAGCUGUAUGUGGCUCACUACCAGGACUGGUGGCUCAGCAGAUUGAGGUGUGCAUGGCUCACCCUGGCACCAUACGCAGUGUCAGCGAUGGUGCACGCCGUGGUAUAGAGGAGUGCCAAUUCCAGUUUCGCAACGAGAGAUGGAACUGUACGACCAAUCCUGAGGAACAAAGUGUUUUCGGAUACAUUCUCGACAGAGGCAGUAAGGAGACUGCAUUUAUCUACGCUGUGACCAGUGCUGGGGUAGUGCACGCUGUCACACAAGCCUGCAGUUCUGGCAACUUGACAGAGUGUAGUUGUGAUGCUGGCAAGCAGGGACAGACCACUCCAGAAGGCUGGAAAUGGGGGGGUUGCAGUGACAAUUUGCAGUAUGGAGUGAACUUUGCCCGCAAGUUUGUAGAUGCUCCGGAGAGGAUAAAAGCCUCUGGACUUUCGAUUAAGAACCAAAAAUCCUGGAGUGUGAGAGUUAGAAUGAAUCUUCACAACAAUGAAGCAGGCAGACAGGUUGUGGCAUCCCUGAUGCGUAUGCAAUGCAGAUGCCAUGGCGUAUCUGGCUCUUGCGAACUCAAGACUUGUUGGAAAACAAUGCCAUCCUUCACCGAAGUGGGUGAUACUUUGAAAAGGAAAUACCAACAGGCUGUACAGGUGUCACGAGGUGUAAUAACCGGAGCUGUUAAAACCAAAGGAAAGAAGCGUUUACGGCGCAAAAGUAAACAGAGUAAGAGGCUACCAGUGGCAAAGGGAGAUUUGGUACACAUCCACAAGUCUCCAAACUACUGCGUACAAGACCCUGUGAAAGGGAUCCCAGGCACACAAGGUCGAGAGUGCAACAAGACUUCUACAGGACCUGACUCCUGUGAUCUCCUAUGUUGUGGUCGAGGGUACAACACUCAGGUGAUGAAGCACGUGGAAAGAUGCCAUUGCAAGUUUGUCUGGUGCUGCUACGUCAAAUGCAAGACUUGCGAGACCCAAAUUGAUCGUCACACAUGCAAAUAAAUCUCACGAAUUGCAGUACACAAAUUAGUUAAGAAAUAAUUUAAGGUAGAGUAAGUUGUGUGCAAUCACAAGUGAUUUUACUGUCAUCGACGUUUGCUUGAUUCUGUUAAGAUUGCUAUGCGGUAACUUAGAGUUAGAUCUUUGUGUCUCAGUGUCCCUAUAUUAGCCUCUCUUCCUUUAGCUCUCUCUUCUCUCUAUUUAUAAUUAAAUUAUAAACUGUUUAGUCAAUAUUAUAUGUCUUAUAAUUUUUUAUGAUAAGAUGCUAAUCUAUUUUACUUUGUAAAACUAAUAACCCAACCUGAAAAAAAUGCCAAAUAUAAAAAAUUAGAUAACUAGAUUUCCAGCUAAGUGUAAUGUAUGCUAUUGUAAGAUUUAUUGUAUUAUUUCCACUUAAAUUAAAUGAAUAUGAUUUGUAGUUGAUAUAUUCAAUUAGUGAUAAAAAUGUUAAAACAAAUAUAUAAAUUCUUAGUUCUAUUAAUAUCCAAUUUUACCGAAGAAAAUUAAUUAUAAAUUGAAAAUCCAGUUAAGUUUGUCUCUUUGUCUUUUUGUUUGAAUGGUAAAUGUAAGAUAUCUAAUCCACAUAAUGAAAGUGUGAUGCAAGGUAAAAAGAAGCACCUAACUUCUAAACAAAUUUUUACUUUGACAGUAACUUGUAGUGUAUUUAGACUCAAGAGACUGUAGUAGCCUCUUAAGCUUUAACAAUGAAAAUCCUUGUAUAACGUUAACAAAUUUAGAUUUCUUACAAAAUAAGUCAAAAUAGUCAAAGUGUAAAACCUUUUCAAUCAGGGUGGGAGCAAAUUUUCUGUUUCUUACCUUAGCUUUCCUUACUCUUGUUGUUUUAUUACUUAAUAAGAAGCAGGACUAACUGUGUUCACUUCCUCUCCCUAAGUUAGUAUGAUAGUGGGAUUGCAUUUAUAAUUAAUGAUCUAAUCUUUUGAUUCACAUGAAUUAAAGCCAAACUACAUGAUCAUGGAGUAACUAAAUUAUGAUAUGGGAUGAAGUGAUAUAUCCUAUAAUUUUGUCAUUGGGUGAUACCAUAGACAAAUAGAAUAAAUAUAGACUGUCAGCUGUGCUGCGGUUGGCAUAAGUCCCGGCAUCCACCGCUAGGUUUGCCGUGUAGUUAUGGCGCACACCGCUGCAGCAUCUGCUGGUCACAUACGGCUCCUGCGCUCCUCGCCUGCAGCGGUGGCCACCGGAACCUUCCUUUGACAGUCUAUAUUUAUUCUAUUUGUCUAUGGUGAUACUCUUGCUGAUCAUGUCACUAAUAAAACCCCAAAACAAAAUUUAGAUUAAUAAUUAAUUACAGUACAGUAAUAAUACUAAAAACACAACUUACUAGACUACUACUUUUGAAACAAUACCUUAGUUUAUAACACAGAGUAACUUAUGUAAGUGUUUACUUUGUAAGACCAACUAAGUAUUAUGGUUAAUUUCAAAUGCACCAAGUGGUAUAACAUCUUUAACAUCUAUAAUUUUAAACAAACAACAUUUUGAAUAAAUUUAGUGAAUAUUACUGUUGACAAAAUAAUUAUGUUAUGGGGUUUUACAUACACUUGUCUAAAAUUCUAAUGUUAAACAAUAACAGUUGAAAACAGGUUUCAGUAUUUUACAUUUUUCAGUAACCCCCAUAGUUAAUUAUCCAUUAUUCAAAACCAAGGCUUUUUAGCAUUGAAAAAUUAUCUUAUGAAGUAGACAAAAACAUAUAGGCCUACAAAAACUUUUCUUGUUGUUUACUAGGCUAACAUUUUAUAUUUUAAAAUGUCUUUUGAAAUUGGAACUUAGCUUAAAAUGGGAUCAGCUGGUCUCCAAUACAAAAGGAAAGGAAUAAGCAUUUCUCAAACUUAGGAAAGCCAAUUAAACAAAAUCUACAAAGUGUAAAACGUGAAAUGUUCAGAAGAAGUUGCAGGGAGAUAACUACAAUUGGUAUAACAUAUUAUAUUUUCCAACUCUUCCUUUUGUCACAACCAUAACGAAGUAAAAAGUCAUCAAUCAUAUUAUUUAUUUAUUUUGCUUAUAUACUCCUGCUGAAUUUUCAAUGUGAUUCAGUUUCUGUGUUAUAAUUGUUUUCACUAUCCAUUCAUUUCUUGUGGAAAUAUUGCACACAUUGUACUUGGUAUUCCUCUAUUAUUACCAGUCAAGUUGCAACACUUAAACAAUAAUUAUUGUUUAAACAAAUAAAUCCCACUAUUUACACAAUGUUAACAACCUUCGUUAGCAAUGUACCUAAUCAAUGUAGAAAUAUAGUUUAUCUCUUAAUUUAUAGUAUUAAUUUGUAAUUAAUUGUAUUGUUGUAACCGCCAUGUCAAUAUGUAAAAUUGUACAAGUUCCUUCUACUACUAAGGACAAUGCUCCUAGAUUUAAUGGUAUUUUAAAUAUCACAUAGUAAGAUCAGUAUUUAAAGUUCUAAAAUAGAUUUUAAAGUGUAAUCGAUUUGUGAUUUAUAUAGUUUAAAAUAUGUUUUCUUCCUAUACAUUCUGUAUAAAUAAUAAAUUAA
Macrosteles quadrilineatus (aster leafhopper) is the source of this 3761-nucleotide messenger RNA. Its product is annotated as protein Wnt-16-like. Gene Ontology annotation, molecular function: frizzled binding; cytokine activity. The transcript is spliced from 7 exons. The record is from RefSeq and is a predicted model, not a curated record. The coding region runs from base 110 to 1267 and encodes 385 amino acids. Gene Ontology annotation, biological process: canonical Wnt signaling pathway; neuron differentiation; multicellular organism development. Gene Ontology annotation, cellular component: extracellular region. Lineage: Eukaryota; Metazoa; Arthropoda; Insecta; Hemiptera; Cicadellidae.